AUGGUGUUAAGGGGCACUGGAAUAUUCUUUUCACAAAAUUUGCUCUUUAUUAUGACCGGUAUUGUUAUUAGUUCAGUACGUAAUAUAAAAGCUAUACCGAUUGAUAAUUCUCUGAUAGAUGCUGAAAUAAUCAAUGAUUGUGUUACAAAUAAAACCGUUGAUUUAAUACUUGUAUUGGAUGGUUCCGGUUCUAUUGGUGAUGAAACUUUUGAAUUGCUUCUCGACUUUGCGGUUCAUAUUCUUCGACGGAUUAAUAUUACGGAGGGUGGUAAUCGAAUGGGUAUCAUUCAGUAUGCCGAAAAUCCUCAACUUGAAAUUACACUUAAUCAGUAUACUCAUUCCAAUCAGAAUCCGGUUAAACAACAAUAG
Messenger RNA from Cercopithifilaria johnstoni, 369 nucleotides. The record is from the annotation of a GenBank genome assembly. NCBI's taxonomy places the organism in Eukaryota, Metazoa, Nematoda, Chromadorea, Rhabditida, Onchocercidae.